AUGACUUCUAAUCCAUCCUCACCAACUGGUUAUCUACACACCCUCUGUCGUCAGGGUAAUAUUGCUGCAAUUCAAUCCUACCUUAAUGGAAUAGAGGACAACAGCAAGUUGGAAGAGCGUGUUGGUUUCCUUGGUUACACUCCACUUCAUGAGGCAACCAACCUAGGUCAAACCAAAGUUGUCAGGUUGUUACUCCUAUAUGGUGCAAAUGCAAAUGCCAAGGCCAAUGGUUUUUACACGCCUCUUCAUAUUGCAGCAUCAAUGGACAAUGUAGAUUGUGUGGUUGAGCUUUUGAACCAUAAUGCUGAUAUAACUAGUAAAGAUGAGUUUGGAAAGACAGCUUACGAAACAGCCAUUAUACACAAAUGCAAAAAGUCAGCAAGAAUUCUUAAAAGUGAAGGUUAGUAAAGUUAAUAUAAUCUUAAAUGUUACAAGCCUACAAUCAGGGACACAAGUAGUUGACACAAUUGUUUUAAAACAGGUGCUUUUAACAAACAUUUAAUUCAUUUAUUAUUUCAUUCUUUUUAAACGCUGUAAAUCCCCUCACCCCCCGAAUCAAUGUUGUCUGAAGUAAAAAAAAGACUUGAGGGUCCAAAAUUCAACAUUGAUUUUGGGGGGAAGGGGUUGGGGUUAAGACAGGAGAAGAGGGUAGGUAUAUCCACUAUGCAAAAAGGGGCCAUUUUAUGGAAGUAUGUCAACACUUUUGUUCCUCAUUAUCUGAAUGCAAAAUUGUGCUACUGCACACAAGUUGAGCCGUGCAUGACACUGAUUUUAACUGAAAUUAAAGGAAUCAAUGACAUAAUUAUGUUAUUGGUGGUAGGGGUGACAUUGACUUAUUCACGACCGAAUUAUAGGGCCAAUUUGAAUUACUUGACGACGUAAUAAAAGGGCUGCGAUAUCCAGAAUUAACGUCGAUAUGGUUUACAAGCUGAAAACUGACGCUGAAACUCGCGCACAUGUACAACUUUUGAUGAAUUUCAAGGGUAUGCGUACUGAAAAUAUUUUUAAUAAAGUGAAUAUUUCUCGUUCGUAACUUUAUCCGAUUGUUAAGGCACAAACAAUCACGGGUAGGGUAAGGAUUGACACAUAGUGGAGAUAGUCACUGGCCGGCCACGGAAAUAUGGAGCGUUAGUGAGGAGCGGCCGUCGGAGCGUUCAAUAUCGAAACUACGGAAAAGUGAAGGUAAAUUCAUGGCCAAUUCAAUAAAAAACUAAGGACAGCGUAGCAAACAUUGCAAGUGUACACGAAAACAAUUACUUUCAAUCCCACCUCGUGACACCCUGUGUGACAUGAUAACGCAACGCAAAUAGCGUGACAUGAGCGCAUAUGUCUGUGUAUUUGGACUGCAUUUCUUAAGCGAAACCCCAUGUUUCUGGCUAUUGUCGGCAGAGAAAAUGAAAAGAGAGCUUUGAAACGUAAACUGGUAUUUGACUCUCAAAGAAAACGACAGCUCAAACUGAGGAAAACACUGCUUCCUUCGUGUUACAACGGUUAACCAUGUUUCAGCAAACGAAAAGUAACAUUAGUCUGUUAUGACCUCUUAAUGUCGAUAUGUAUUCUUGUGGUUAAUCGUUGAAACUCCUUAUUUGCACCACAUCGCUGGAAUUUUUCUUGCCAAGAAUAUGUAUUACGAAGCACUUUCUAGAUAGCAGAAUCUUCUUUUGCCUUUUGUGAGGAAUUAGCGCAUAAAAAAGGAAGAUUUUCCAGCGCACGGCCGUCAUCGAUCACGUGUUAUCCCGCUUUCCUUGUCAUCAAGUCAACUACUGAGCCAAAGUAAUUGCUGUUUUGGUGAUGAUACAAACUGGUGUGUCUACCUUGAAAACCAUUUCUUUGGCAUUCUGUGAUUUACGAGCAGGGAAAUGAAAUAGUUGCCCAUCCAACAUCAAUAAAAAAUCAUUUUCAGCCACUGAAUAAAUGGCAGGCGGUCAUCUAAAAUCAUUACAACUAAAGUACAUUCCUAAGGGAGCAUUCAUAAUUUACCUAGAGGGUGGGUGUUUUGAGGGGGGGUCACUCUUUUUCCCUACUAUGAUUUAGGGGGUGCUGUGGAAAAUUUCCAACGAAAAUUAAGCACAAAAUCUUUAUCCCAAAGUAUUUCUAUAACGCUCUUACAGAUUUCGCUUAAACUUUACGAACAUCGAGGCUGCUAUUGGAGGAAUAAGCUCCCGUGAAUGAUUUUCGAAGAACAGUUCCCAGUGCCAAGAUAUACUGCUGCAAUUAAAAUAGGUAAUAGCGUCAUUUCGUUGCUAUGGCAACUCCGAUGCCGUUGCAACCCUGAUCGUAACAAAUUUUCAUCUUCACGUAAUACAACUGUGGUGGCAAUUUUUCCAAAACAUUGUUUAUGGCACCGUAGUUUAUGCUCAAACUUGGGAGGUAUUCACCCUGAAAAACUAUAUCGAGCCACCUUAAGUAAUGACAUACACUUCGUACAUGUUACUCUACGUAUACUAAAAAUCAGGACGAAACUUCACAAAUUGUUGUUUAUAAACAAACAAUUUGGCCCAUAGAGUAACGUCAUUGCACAAAAAUUCAACGGCGUCAAAAAUCUAGCCGGAAAACACAGAUACAUGUUUCAGACAAUUAGGGACAAAAGUAGUUGACACACCUGUUUAAAACGGGUGCUUUUAACAAACAUUUAAUUCAUUUAUUAUUUCAUUCUUUUUAAACGCCGUAAAUCCCCUCACCCCCCAAAUCAAUGUUGUCUGAAGUAAAAAAAAGACUUGAGGGUCCAAAAUUCAACAUUGAUUUUGGGGGGAAGGGGUUGGGGUAGACAGGGGAAGAGGAUGGGUAUAUCCACUAUGCAAGAAGGGGCCAUUUUAUGGAAGUGUGUCAACACUUUUGUCCCUCAUUGUAGCUACAUGUAACGCAUAAAAUGAUUGUUUUAAAGAAGGGUGAUAAUCAGGCAGUGUGGCCAAGUGGUUAGAGCACUGGACCUGAAAUUCAGAGGUCUGAGUUCAAGUCUCUCUUGCACCACUAGCUGGAUUUGUACUUGGUGGUCCCAAGUUCAACUCCUUGACAGUGCUUAAAUAAUAUUGUACGUUGUGUAAUAGCCAGCUAGUUUACUCCAGUCAGUUGGGGUCCUUAAACCCUGUUAAGUUUGAUUUACAUUGUUAGAUUAUUCGUUUCAGGCAUUUGCUCAGCCCCACUAGCAUUAGUGCUAUAAAUAAUGCUGAGGAUAUUUAACAAUUAUUCCUCAAGCCCGAAUGGGCUCUGAGUCAAUAGCCCAUGAGACUGAAAGCCGAAUGGGCUAUUGACUCAGAGGCCAUGAGGGCGAGAGGAAUAAUAAUUAUUCCAACUAGUUGGUCAAAAAUGUUGAGAAUAAAAAAAAAUUAGCUAGUUAAAGCUAGACCUUAAUCCUUUUUUGCUGCCAAAAAGCCCACACUUUUCUCUAUUACUGGGCAAUAACAUAUAGCCUGGUAGUAGCUCAACCAAUCGGAACGCAGCAUUGAUAAUAGACCACUAGUUGGAUUUUACUAAUAAAAUUUAACAGAAUUAUUAUUAUUAUUAUUUAUUAUUAUUGUUAUUAUUAUCAUAACUAAAUUAUUAUUAUUGUUAUUAUUAUUAUAAAUCUGUUGAUAGUGAUAUGUUGGAACGUCUCAUCACGGAGACAUGUAUUCAUGGGACACCUCCAUUCAGGGACACCAAAUUUGGUCGCAGAAAGACGUCCACAUAAUCUUUGUAUUUAUUACCUCUAUUGAUGGGACACCUCUAUUCAUGGGAAAUGGACACUACUUCUGGCUCCCAAAACCCAGGUUUAACCUCCAUUCAGGAGAUAUCUUGGUACUGAAAAAGUGACUGACCACAAAAAGGGUUGAUAUCUGUAAGUGUACACUAAUCACAAUUAUGCAAGCUUUCACCAACUGAACUAUCUCAAUUAAGUCAAUAUAAUGCACUUGUGUGAAUUCAGCACAUAAUGUCGGAGAAAUAAGCUAAUGAUGAUUUUUUUGUGUGUUGUCUUUGUUGGUUAAUUAUUAACACACCCCAGCCCUACCUCUAUUCAGGGGACACCUACAUACAUGUACAUAUUCAAGGGACAAUUGCAUCAGUCCCAAGGGUGUCCCCUGAAUAAAGGUUCCACUGUAGUCUAACUUGACAAGGUUAAAAAAAAAUAGUAAUUGACAAAUGUUAAACUUUUUUUUCUUUUUCUCCAGAGAUCAAGAAGGCCGCCAGAGAAAAUAAUCCAGAUCUAAAGGACAUGUUAGCAUCCAUUUCAGAUGAAACUGUUCUGCCAACGUGCUUGAGGGAAGCCUUGCUGGAAGCUUCAAGGGGUGGACACAUGGAUGCUAUCUGUGCACUAAUAAUUACUGGUGGAAGACAUUCUCUGCAACUCAGAGACUGCAUCAGUGAAGCUGUGAAGUUUCACUGUUAUGAGGCUGCUGCCCUUUUGUUGGCCUGCUAUGCAGCCAAGCACGACAAGAAACUGCUUCUAAGAUACUUGAUGAGCGAGGAGAUGAGCAGACAAGAAGAGGAACAAGUGAUUAAAGAACAUUGUCAACCAAAUCGUGGACUAUCACGUGAUGUCCUGGACAAAUUAAGGUAAAUCUCUCUAAUUGUAAAGUUGGAUAAAAAUUAAUAAUACAGUGAGUUUAAUUUGUCAGUUAUUCAGGGAUUUGACUGUUGCUAAAUUUUGACAGAAAUAGUCUGUUUCGGUUGUCUGCUUAAUUUUUCUAAACCUUUAUUUUUUCUAAACCUUAUGCCUUUAUUUAGAUCAUUUAUUGUUGACAAAGAAUCCUUUAACAUCGCCGUUCCCAUUGGGCUGGCUUUGCAGCAAAGGAAAAACGAGGCCGCCGGAAUUAUUCUUCGGAAUACAAACUGCAAUCAACGACAGAAACAGGUCAAUUGGCCGAAACUUGUCCUGGAAGAAAUAGAUCCUUUAUGGUUAGAAAGCAUAAAAUGGGUGGAAAAACUGUUUCUAGCUUCCAAUUUACUAGCAAGUGUUCCAAGUAAUAUUCACGUUUUGGACAAACUAUGCUGUCUGGACUUGAGAAGAAAUCAGCUCAAAUCGAUCCCUUCCCGUCUACUGCAGAUGCCGAGUUUGCGAGAUCUCAGACUCGCUGAGAACAAACUCACUGAAUUGCCGAGGAACUGCAAAUGGAGUCCUUCUCUCAAGUCAGUUUAUUUGAGUGAUAACUCAUUAGAAACGCUCCCCAAAAGCAUGGCAACAGCAAAGUUAACAAUUCUUUACCUUGCACGGAAUAAUUUGUACGAGGUGCCUCAAUGCAUAUGGAAGAUAACCACUCUUCAAUCGUUGGAUCUGUCUGGCAAUCCAAGGUUAACACAACUUCCAUCUCAAAUGGGAAGGCUUAUAAAUAUUGAAAUGCUCAGGCUGGACAAUUUAGAACAGGUAGGUGGUGCACAGAAAAUGGGAAUUUAUUGGAAAAGGGAAUAUUUAAAACUUAUUUAUUUUCGUGCCUUUUUUGGUUUGAAGAAUAUCACGUUUGUAUUUCUUUGAUUGAAAAUUUUAGUUUGUGUGUGAAGUUUAUACCGGCCAAUACUCUUUAUGGAAAAGGGACACCCUCGGAACAACACUGCUUUCUUGAUUUGUUCUUGGUCACAAGCCAAACGAAGAGGAAAAAAAUUCGCAACGAAGAAAACCCUAAGCAGCGCACGAUACACGCUCAGCAAGGAAUUUAAUCCCACCAAACUUGGGAGCGGCGAUCGAAGUGCGUGUUUCUUCGGAAACGAUAGAUCUUCGCACUCUCGAGUUCGGACCCGAUUAAUUACGAAGUCCGUCUGCUACGAGUGAGCGAGUGACUCAUUUGCAUAUCCUAGUCCCUGCAAUAACUCGUGGUACGCUCGCGCGUACCCACGAGUUAAAAACGGAAAUCAAUCAAUAAUUUAUUCACUUUCUCUUCCAUUGUUUUAGGUUAGGAGUAAACACAGGGCUUGAAAUCAUUUUGCGAAUAGGGCCAGUCGAAUUGUCCGGUCAAAUCUAUUACGUUUUAUCUCUAAAAAAAGCCCCUUUCUUUUUUUUUCUUCACGAACGCCAAAGUAAUGUCUAAUUACGUAAUAUUGAAGUUCGGAGUUAGUUUUUCCAUCGGAAACGUAAAUGAUCAGACAAAGUGUCAAGGCAUCCAGGGAUUUGACCGGAUAAAGGCUAUACUUUUAACCGGCCAUUGUCCUUUGACCGGCCGUUAUUUCAAGUUCUGGUUUAAAACACAAUAGGUGGGCGCAGUUUUGAGCUUUAUAGUGUAAGCAGAGCAUUGGCCAUUGUAUCGACGUUAUAAAUUAGGAUUAUUUGGCCAGGUUAAUGAUACCGUUUUGCUACCCACUUGCUCUAGUUUUAAAAAGAGAGUUUGAGCAACUCGGAUAUAGUCUAUUAUUACGUUCACUUAAGUGUGCUUUGCGGUGUGCCGUAGAGGGGAGGUAGAAGAACGGAUGAUGAUCAUCAGUAGAUUGGAUGUGAUAUCACCUGUUUUUGUUGUACCUUGUUGUUUCGCCUUUUGCUGUUUAGACCUCAGUAGGUACCGUAACAAAACGAAAAAGCUAAGUGAAUUAAAUUGUGCGUAUUUCUUGUCCUUUAUUAUGCCUAAAGAUGACAGAUCCUCCUGAUGAGAUCAAACAGAACGGAGUCAAAACCAUCAUGUAUCUUCGAAAUAGUCUGCGCUCAUCCAAAGCUUAUUAUACUGUUAAGUUGAUGUUGGUUGGAAGAGCAGAGCAGGGAAAGACAACAUUGAUGCAUCGGCUGAUGCGGGACUACACAUACAACAUCAAUCAGUCAACAAACGGUACAUGAAAAUGUUUAGUGUUGCUCGUUUAGUAACUGAGAAAGUGGAGGGUGACGUGUGUUAAGUGUUUACCUACAUAUGUACUGUUUUCAGGUAGCCAAUACGACACCUGAAGGAGAAUCAUGAGGUUAUACCUAUAUUAAGGCCCAGGAAUGGUUGGCCACUGGCACACCACCGGGGUUUACGUCCCGUACUGUUUUCGAACAGUGUCGGCCUUGCGGAAUUUCCGCAAUUUCGAAAAAAAUGCCGCUUAAAAUUUACGUUGCAUCGUCAAACGGGGCGCAAAAACAAUAGACCCAAGGAUAAGUACAUGUAUUAUUAUUAUUAUUAUUAAUUUUUUUUUUUGAAAUAAAGUAUUCAAAACCAUCACUGACAAGUCAACAACACUGAUUUGACGGCCGCACUUUUUUUUGGAAAAGGGCCCCCUAAAAUUACAGAAGGGGGCCCAUUUGACCCUCACUGGCCAAUUUCAAAAAUUAACCCUGCAGUUUUGUGGGUUCUUUUGAGUCCCACAAGAACCAGAUAAGUGGAAGUGCUGUGAGACGGGACUAACGGUUUUUCGUCCUUAUCCGAGAAGACUGGAAGGUCUAACCGUGUUUGCAGAUUUAGGGUGUGUUCCUUUCGGCGAAUCCAAAAACGGAUUUUUGAUCCUAGAUUUGCCAGAUUUCGCGGUCGAAAGGAACGUGAAAUCCGAAAUUGGAUUUGUAACCUUGGUAACCUUUCGCCAACUCGUGCAAUAUGCACGACAGCCUCUCAAAACAUGACGAGUUUUCUACUGUUUGACAAAUUAUGCGAUUAUACCGUGCAGAAUUUAGUGGUCGGCAGUUCGAAUAGCGACGAUGGAACAUACAAAACAGACAAAGAAAGAAGCGCAUUAAAAUUGAAAAUUAUCUAAAGAAUAUCGGCUAGUUUGAUCCAGUUCCAUAGCUCGGAUUUUUAUGAUCGAGUGGCUGUCGCGUCUACAAGCGAGCUUGUAGUUGGAUAGCAGUUCAUUUGUUACUUUUACUUAUUUCUGAUUUCAAGCAGUCUUUAGAGACAAAUGGUUAGUAUAUGAAUAUUUUAAUGUACCAGGAACAAUCUUCUAAUGUUUUCAGAUGUUUUGCGGCAAAUGACAGCAACGAGGAAACUCUACGGCCUCUAUGGGAAUACUUCAACUGGAAAUACCGCUGGAUCAUCUGACUAGUUUCGGAUCCACUGUGAAUGGAACAGCGUAGAUCACUAAUUCGUUAAUCUGGAUUUGGAUUCUUCGGAUUUCAAAUCCAAUGAAUCCUUUUUCAAAAAGGAUUCACCAGAUCAAAAAUCCGGAUUUGGAUUUGCCGAAAGGAACGCGAAAUCCGUUCUUAGAUUUAAAAUCCGUUUUUGGAUUCACCGAAAGGAACACACCCUUAAUUACGCAAGCAGCAAUUUCGUCUCAGUUAUUAAAAGACCGCGAGUGCUUGUCCGGCCGGGAUUUGAAACGGCGACCUCCCGCCUAGCAUACCGGCGCUCUCCCAACUGAACUAACCAGGCGGCUGUUCGUUAAAUUUUUCUUUAUUCUAUGAGAAUCGUAGGGAAACUUAGAAAAAAAAUGUUUCACGCUUCCAUUGGGUAACACUUUUGAACUCCAUUCUCCGUCCAUCUGAUGGUUCGAUUGAAGCGCCUAAAAAUUGGUUCAAUCGAUUACUGUUUAAACAUCAAUUUUUGUAUCCGACCUAGAAUCUUAAAUCACGUAACAUUUUAUUUUCAUGUUUAUGUUGGUACAUUAACAGGCAUUGCCAUGGACGAAUUUCGUUACAAUCGCAGAGAAUUUGGCCCGUUUUCAAACUACCCGGAGUUUAAAUUCAAGAUAUGGGAUUUUGGCGGUCAGGAGGACUUCUACACGACGCAUCAGUGUUUUUUAUCCACCCUGGCGCUUUAUCUUUUAGUCUGGAAUCUGCAAGAAGGUAAACAAACAAACAAAAAAAACCGCAGGGAGAAAUUAGUAGCUUUGACCUUUUUCACACGCUGUUUCAGUUACGGGCAGAUUGUUACGUAGCUUUUGGGUCUGUGGAUGAAAUCCUAUGAUGUGAAUUAUAAAUGGCAUCUCUUUACUUUUUGCGUUAUGCGCUGUAGACCGCAGAUACAACCGUCCCUCAGGCUACACACGGUACUUUUUGUUGUACUAGUAGGGAGCUUAAGCAACGAUGACGGCGACGGCUACGGCUACGAAAACGUCACUGGAAAAGUGAAUUCGCGCUGACUCAAUCUUUAUCGCGUUUACUUCAUCUCUUUUAAUUCGUCAAAUGUUGGCAAAUGUCUUUGGAGUUGAAUUCUAAAGGAUUGUAUCAAAGUUCAGGGAAAGGAAAACAAGAUUGUUGUUUUGUGCUCCCGUCCUCAACAAAACGUGAAAUCAGGCUUUUUCACAUUGUAGUCGUGCAACGACGGCAAACUGAGAAAUAUCAUACAAAAAAGCGUGAUGCACGUGUAAAGCUGUUAUUUUGCCAAACUAAACCUAUUGGUUUAUUGCCGUUCUCCUUGCCGUCGUCGACGUCGUUGCUUUCCGUGAUUUAUCCCCGGGACCUACGUGAGCCUGUGUACCGAAUCCUAUUUAUUUAUUUACCCGUUUACUUAUUUGUUUAUAUUUAUUUAUUUAUUUGCAUGUACCUAUGAAAGAAAAAUGUGCACUUGAUUUGACUGUCGAUGUAUUAAGCAGGAUAGUACUAAUUGGGGACACUAUUUUCAUGUCUCCAGCUGGAGACGAGACCGCCAUUUUAUAUGGUCAUCCGAGCCACGCGAAGGUCUAGCCGCUUGCAGGACAAAGACAGUACCUUCGUUUCUCAGUUAGGGUUGGUUUCCUCUGUCGCGUAAUUUUUACGUGCGUACUUGCGUAAAACUUAGGUUUGUAAAUAAUAUAGAGGCAAUGUAUGAAAGGUCGCACGUAAGCGUAAAAGUAGAACCUCGCUCAUCUUCACGUUUAAUUUCAACACUUUAUAUCUUGCCCUCUAUUUUAUUUAUGUGAUUAAAAUUUGCGUGCGCUAACGUGCGUAACCAAAAACGCGUCAGUGGAAAUCAACCUUUACUUUAAGACCCGGAGUAUUAGUCCGGCCCCGGGAAUCGAACCCACGACUUCCCGCUCUGCAGUCAAGCGCUCUACCGACUGAGCUAACACCGCUGUCGUGAAUGGAUGAAACAGUCUCACAUUACUGUUAGUAUUAUGCUGUAUACACAGGAUUCCCUGCACUCUUUUCCUUAGACCGCAAGCAGACGUCCUUUUUUCCUCAGAGCCACGCGAGGCGAGAGAAAAAGUAAAGUUGUGCAAAUUACUGGUUUGCCCUCCUUCUUCGCGGCUUCGCCGCUCGCCCCCAUUCGUGGGAGUAGUAAAAAAUUAUUUUUAACUCUUACACACAGUUCCAGUGAUGAUUACAUGUAAGGGGUCUAACCUUAUGAGUCUAUUGCAGAAAUCCUAUGUUGUGACCAUUUAAAUGAAACCGAUUUGCUAGUAGCCACACACGGUACUGUUUGUUUUCGCCUUUUCUCUGAACAAAAAAGUAUCACAGGGUUGUUUAUUUAAGGCCCUUUUGGCUCUAUAAUGCCUUCUUUUCAUUACUGUGGCGCAUACUUCAGGAAUAUCUUAGUUUUUAAGGCUCUCAACAAUCUCGCACCAAAUUACGUAAGAACUACGUUAACAAUGUCUGAUGACAUUCAUAAUGCGGGCAUGAAAAUGAGAAGACUUGCCCAAAAUUAGUAUUUAAUGUAGGUACUAAACAUUUUUCAGUUAUGCCUGAGGUCUUAAGAAUGUUAUAAAGCUUUUGGCCUUGUUUCGUGCGUUUUCCCUAAAAAAGUCGAAAAUGGAUUUUAACUCGGUUUUAACAACGUUAUAUAUCUGCAAUGUUAAGGCUAAAAAAUGUUUAAAAUAUUCGCAUGAAAUUUAUUGAAAUUAUUCUUGUUAUUAUUUGUUCUUCAGGGAGUAUUUACAUGACUGCGUGAUGCAGUUAAUUCGUGUGUUCAUUUGCCAUAUAACUGCGCAAUGCGAUUGUUUUGUCAGUUCACUAGAGUUCUCAGUGGCUCAGUGGUUAGAGUAUCUUGCUAGAGUCUGGAAGGCUGUGAGUUCAUUUCCCAUCUGGAACUCAGAUUCUUUUUCUGAGUUCUUCUCUCCUCACAUAUUUUUCUAUUUAUUUAUUUCUUCGUCCGAAUAUUGAAUUACUGGCCCAUCGCUUUUUUCGAAGCUGGACUACGGAUAGCAGUUAAAAUUCAAAUCGCUGGUUAUAGACCUUACAUCUGCGCCCACUCUCCGCAUAGAAAAGUAAAAAGUACAGUGUAUAUUGUUCUUAACGCUGCAAACACUUUUUUAUUUUGCUCUGUGCAGGCGACACUGGAAUCGAGAUGCUAAAAAGUUGGUUAGACACCAUUUCAGCGACAGCGUCCAACAUAAGCCUCAUCAUCGUGGGCACUCACUUGGACGAAGUUCGUAAAAACAGGGAAGCUGGAUAUGAAAAGCGCAUGCACGACCUGGUGAAAGAGCUGACCAAUAAGUACGCAGGCCAAAUGAAUGUGGUGGACAUUAAAGAAGUUAGUUGCGCGUUGGAUAAUAAAGAAGGUAUACAAAAGAGACCAUUAUAAGUAAACAGCAAGUUCUCUUCUGUGUGUCCUUAAUUGUUUCUACCGACGAAGAAGGGUUAAUUAAAUUAAAGUUAGCUUUAAUAUGUUAAUUCCAAUUUGUAAAUCGUUCAGACGUGCUAAUAUAUUAAUAAAGUUGUAAAGUUGUAAGAAGUAAGAAUACCACUGCGGCUUUUCUGCGAUAUCCGUUUGAGCGUGGAAUUCAAUUGACAGUUCAUCGUUAUUUACUCAGUAUGCAUUUUCCAAUAGAGCUUACCAGCACAAACCACUACAGAAACUGUACGCUGUCCAUAGUGGAAGUAUUUUUUUUAAAUUUUAUUAAUAAUAAUUAACACUAAAUGACUUUCGAGAGAAACGAACUCAACUGUGAAGUGAGUUGUUAUAUUGCUGGAAAUUUUGAAGCUGAAAAAUUUCCGAACCUCACUGUAACGGCGGUCGUCGGUCAAUAUUCGUGGGUAACAGUGCACUGUUAACCUGUUACCCGUCAGCGAUUUUGCAAUAGAGACCUAAAGAUCGAGGUUUGGUCAUUUUACUGCAAACUACAAACUGCGUUUUGCGGUUAACGGUUUCACGUUAUCGGUCUGCCUAUAUGUGGAACUUAGAUUCGCGGGUAGUAGCUCGCGGCUACCAUGUUUGUUUUCAUUCAUUCACUUCUAUUUUAGCCGAGAAAUUGUCUUCAAAAUUACGUUUUUUGAAAUAGAAUUCGAUUACUAAUAAGCAAAAGAGUUCUAAAAAGUCGUAUUUCUUCUCAAACGUGGGAUUGUGAUGUCUUAGGGUGCAAAAAAACCUUGCGGUAAAUCACUUACCUCUGGAACGUGGUCGAGCCGCACAAACGUAAACCUCAAACUGCAAACCUGACGGCAAGGCCCUGGUCACGUGAAUUAUUGACGUUCGCGGUUCGCGGGAAAUGCUGAAAACCCUUAAUCUUAAGCUCUCUAUUGUUGCCCGAAUACCCGCUCAGGGAUUUUGGCGGGAAACACUGUCAUUCUUAGAUGUCAUGUGACCUCGAAGUAACCAGUGAGAGUGAGGGCGCGCGCUGUUUGAAAAAAAUUUCGAGCGACAUAACCAUUGUCGUUGGUGAGCGCUUUGCUAGAAACGUAACGUAAAGUAUUUCUCUACAAGGAACACGCCAAGUAAGAGUUAACUCUUGACCUACUUUCAUAAGUACAUACGUGCCUAACUUCCCUCCGUUGAUAUGAAAGAUCCGUUUUCGCUCUCAUGGCUUCCCACGUGCCUUUUUUCUCUUUUCCUUUUCCCUUCAAGUGCCUACCAUGCAGGCUAAAAACAGUAGGCUGGGUUUCCGGCGCUAGCCGCUAGCUAAAACCAAUGGCUACUCGUAAGUGCAAAGGUGAUUUAACACGAGACGAUUUGCAGCAACGAUUUUUAGAGCAGCACAGCUUUGCAAGUUUUAAUGCAGGUUCAAACCUUUAAGGAUAAAAAGCAACUCCAUUAAAACAUGACGUUUAGCGAAUGCAAAAGCGUAGACGGAGGAAGCGGCUGGUGUAGCCACCUCCAUCUAGGCAUUGCCGAACACAGGUACUCUGUAAUUGACAAACACGUCAAAGAAACAAGACGCUAUGGGAGCGUGCACUUCGGCGUCGUGGUUUUGGAUUAAUUGUGAAUGCAGAGAAAUAGUAAGAAAUGAUAUUUUUCCGGUUACUCCGUAGCAUACCCUUCCAUACAAAUAACCCGUACUUUUCUCUUUUUGUGUAACAGACGUCGUAACUUCUUUACCGGAAGUCUCCCACUGCUAGGUGCGUGACCGCGUGGCUGUAACCCACUUCGGUUUAAAUUUCUGUCAUAAAUAAAUUGCGCGCGACAACAUCUCAGUUCCACUUCCCUUAUUUCCUCUACAACAACACUUUCCUUAUGUACAGUUAACUCCAGACCUUCUCCAGCAACAUAACUAACAUCAGUACACUACCUUUCAAAACUCCACACCGAGGAUAAUUCAAGUUCAACAUCGCAACAUAAGCUAGAAAUAUGUAUCUCGUAAUAACGCUCGCGAAAUUCUGGUGUAAUUUUUUACGGUAGACCCACUCAAGUUAAGCCCUGUCGGGCGGAGUUAGGAACUGGAUGGGUAACCCACCGCGAAUGAUCGUCGUGAAGGUCCCUACGUUUUUCUUUCUUUUCUUCUUUUUUGCAUAUUGUGUGGUGUGAUUUUUAAAAGUGUAUUGAAAAGCAUCUUUAGCACUAUUUCGGCCGCUGGAUUUAGAAAAACAAAACAAACAAACACGGCUGUACAGAACUGAAACUUUGAUCUAUCGGCGGGGAAGUUGACCGGCAAACUAAUAAAUUUGUGUUUUCCACGGUGUAAAACGAAUUCUAAGCUAGAUUUCAGGGGAAAAAGGCAAGGUUUCGACGGUAAAAAGCCAAACUGAAACGUACUUUGGAGAAACACAUCGCACGACAUAAGCAAACUCCUCUGCAAAGUGAAACGCACUGAAAAUUGCUCUUGUAUCUCGAUUUUCGCUCGUAUUUUGAAGCUACUAGCCCAAAUUGCUUCAAUGUUUUCUGUAAAAUACUUUUGCAGUCAAUAUUUCUAGCCAGAAUAAUAAUUAAGAAUAAGAAUAAAUCAAAGAACUCGAAGAUAUCUCGAACUAAUGCCGAAGCAACUUCGGGACAUCCGAAUGCUACUUUGAAACAUUCCUGAGUGUCGCGAAUCCUUUAUUUCGCGCUCCGCCGAAAUAAAAACACCAACGAGAGCCAACUAAUCUCUGAACACAUUUUAAGAUCCGUAAGAGGAAAACUUGCGUGGCUCAUUUAUGACAUGUCGUUAAUUAAGGAAAAGAGACCAACCUUAAACCGGCACUCAAAACCGAUUCCAUUCCCUCAAAACUUUUCACUUGAUUAUUUCAUUCUUUUGCUCUUCAAAUUUAAUGUUGUGUCUCACACCGUCGUUUCCUAUAUAUAUCGUUUCAUUUGCAUUUUAUGAUGAUGACAUGUGGUCGCCGAAACGUCAUCUUUUGAUAGCGUUGCUUUUUGUCCUUGAAUGUUUCACAGAAUCUGUCGUUAUCACAAGGUUCAAACCUUGCAACGCAAAACUCGCAUCGAUCUUCUUGACAGUUUUGACGUUGUAAGCUUUUGAACCCUCUUUAAACACUUGCAUCGCUUUUCUUGACAGUUUUGACUUUAUCUUCGUCGUCUCUUGUAUUAGUUUCGGUUUCAGUUUAUUGUUUUGUCAUAAAAAUCAUACAAAACAAGAAGUUCUACAUAUUUAAAAGCUAAUGGCAAGGAAGCCCAAGGGAAACCACUGGGCAUAUAAGGAAUAGCCGGACUGCGUCAGUUAAUUAUUACAACAAGAUAUGAAACACAAUUUAGCAAGUCCUUUAGUUCUGUUUGCGGUCAUUAGAGUGUACUGUGUAUAGAUUGCAUGUAACGUAACGUUUUCCUUGUGUUUUCCUCAAAAAGGGAUUGAUGAUCUUCGGCUCACUAUCUAUGAUGCCGCAGCAGCCCUCAAAAAGACCAGCCUGGGUCAGGUAUCGGUGAUGGGUGAGAUGAUCCCACACAGCUUCCUUUUGGUAGAAUCAGCCAUUCAUGCCAAGCGGCAAGAACUGCACGACUUAAGAAAGCUGCCAAUCAUGCACAAAUCAGAAUAUGAGGCUCUGGUUCUGGACAUCAUAAAGAAUGACCCACAGGAUAUUGAAGAUACUAACGACCUGAGGGAGGUUACUCAGUUCAUGCACGAGAGGGGUAAGCAUUGGCCAGGUUCUGCUCCCAGUGAACAGGGAGCUGGAACGACUUAUCACCGCAAAGGCUCUAGGGAUUGUUUAGAGGGACCGCUUAAACAUGGCGGACGGCAGCAAGCCACCUGUUAAAAGACGCUGUCACUGUUAUUGUGAAUAAAGGAGACAUACCUGUUGCAUUAGGGUCUCAAGGAAUUCUGUAAUGGCGAAGAUUAGUUGUAUUUCUAAAACUAUUAUUGCAGUUUGGAACAGUGAUAGUGCGCUAUUUCUUUUGAACGUACAUGCUGUCAGUCCCUCCAAAUGUUCCCAAGAAGCUUUGUUGUCGCACAUCGUAUUUAGUUCUUCAAUCGUUGAGAACAUGACGAAUUCGUUUUGCAUUUGCGAGUUCAUCUUACAGAAUAUCACGUGACGCAGGGGUAACAGGGUUGCACUCUAGUUGCGAUAAUGAGUAGUAAAGCCGCUCGUAUAGGACUGUUUUCUAGACUGAAUUGAUUAUUCAAAUGAGAAUAGAGAGUUAAAGAUACCACCACGGCGACAGCGGUGAAAACAUUUAAAAAGUAGUUUCGCGUAAAUUAUUCUAACUCUCUUAAUUGUCAAAUGUAGACGAACUCUCCUGGAGUUGAAUUCGUAAGAACUAUAUCCAAGUUCAGAAAGUGAAAGAAUAUUUCGUCUUCGCUUGUUUACGUCCUCCAUAAAACACUGAGUGUGUUCUUUCUAUGUGGGCUUUUGUUAAUUAUCCCAUAAUACACAGACUUAACUUAUAACCAGCCCCUUCCGGUUUGAAAUUAGGCAAUGGUAAGCUAAUUAAAAUGGUCUACUGCUAAUUAAACCACCCAUCUCAUUGUAAUUAAGGGCUUUACUACUGUUACAGGCAUCCUGUUACACUAUAACGACCCCAACCAAGACCUUCAAGAUCUUUAUUUCAUCGAUCCCAAGUGGCUUUGUGAAUUGAUGGCGAGAGUUGUGACGUUGCCGGAAGUAAAUCCGUACAUACACAACGGUGUCUUAAACCUCGACGAUCUUCCACAGAUUUUACGAGGGGAGCUGUUUGCUCAGCACAACUCACCUCAGUUCAUCCGCCUUUUAAAUCGAUUCCAGGUCGCAUGCUCCUUGGGCGACAACCGCGUUUUGAUUCCUUCUAAACUGCCGGCCAAGAAACCGGAUGAGGCCACGAAUGCCGACUUGCCUUUCAUAACGCUGAAGCGAUUGCACUCUCUGCCUUGCAUACCUCAUGGAUUCUGGAGUCGCCUUAUCUCGCGCUUGUUGUCUUAUAUGAAAGACAUGCUGUCAGGUGGAGAGACCUUCACCAGGAGUGAAUACUCCAGUCCGUUCCAGCUUGAUCCUUUCUGCUGUCGAUGCCCUCUGGUGCUGGAAAACUUAACCUCAGGCGGCCAUAUGGAUAGUGAACAGAACCUUCAUGGCGCAAGAGAUUCCUCGAUUGGAGGAUCGUUCGAGAAUCUUUAUGAUUCUUCUGGGGAAAUUCAAGGUGUUCGAUUUUUUGGAACCCAGCGGCGUGGGACCUUCAUCAACGGCAGGUUCUUCGGCGUUUCCGAUGGGGAAGGUCAAAGCUCUCGCAGUGAUUCGGGGUAUGAAUACAGUUCCGAGGAGGAAGACGAAUCUCACGGAAGACCUCGCCAGGUGCUAAAUAUGACUUUUCCUCUCACUCGUUCAAAUGAUAACCGUCGGAGAAACAGACAAAUAUUUAAACAUGGUACCGAUCCAGGUGUCUGGCGAGAUGACGAGAGUGUCAGUGGUCCCGAGAAUGCCACACCUAAGAGCGACACAGGUAUUCCGAUCUUAAGACAGAAUUUCCGCCUGGAGGUGGAGUCGAGUCCUGAUAAAUCGGCGUCAAGCCUCGAUGAAGCGUCCUGUGCAGCGGCAUCUGUUGAAUAUGGAACCCCACAAAUUGCCCUUGAACCUUCGAUACCUACAAAUGAGCUUGAAGAAAUAAAACAGACAGAAAUUGAUAGCUGUGAAAAUCUAUCUUUUGAGAGAAAAAUAGUCAUUAAGGCAGAUAAGGCAAUCGUCCAAGAUAAGAUCAUCAAUGAAAAGCCGUUAAUGAGCUCCGAUCGUAAAGAGCCCAGUGAAAGAAACAUGACGGGCUUGUCCCCGUAUUGUAGUAGUGGCGAGGAAAGUGCGCCUUACCAUUCUGCGGUUUCCAGAACGAGCACGCCAGAUACAUUUCCAAGUGAUUUAACCGAUGGACAAUCGAUGAAUCUUUCAAAAAGUCUCGCUGAAGACCCCAAGAGUGAAUCUUCCUUGGAGGGCUUCAGUGCCAAGGGAAUCUCGUGGCUCUCAUAUCCCGUGACGGAAACGGAAACUAAGGGGACACAAAUUUCUGGUUCACUAGAGAAACUGCCACCUCUUCACACCAGUGAAGGCCCGGAAUGCAGCGAAGGAGAUAGGGUAAACGCGGAUAUAGAAGAUGGAGAAGCAGGUAACUAAGGAAUAAGUUACAUCGCCUUCCACUGCUUGGUGGCGAGGGUAUAAACUUAAAGCGAACGACUAAGAGGGUAAUGUAAAUCGUAUCUGUCAAUUCUUUAGAAAGGAUAGGGAAGGAAUUAACUAGUUAAUCGCUUGUCUGAAAUUCCAGCUCUGUGGGAUUUUACCCAUAGGCUGUGAAGGACUGACUAACUAACCCAUCAAGAGAUGACCGUCCAUUUUAUCGGCUCGAAUUCCUCAAAGCUAUAGACUUUUUCUAGGUAUUUGGUGCUGGCGAAACCAGACCGAACAGUUCGUGCAUAAUCGCUACAUGAUAAACUUGUUAGUUGGGUGAAAAGUAUUUUUGUUGUUGUUGUUGUUGUUGUUUUUGCUCUGCCGGAAUUCUAUUUUCACUGAGGUGCUGAGGGGAAAGUAACGCUUAAGAGCGCUUAUCAAUUAAAACAUUGAGGUGUUCUUUGUUUGUUUGUUAGUUUGUUCGCUCAUCUCAACAUUGCUUACAUGAGUGUAAAAUCUUCAGUUCUUUUGGGUUUUCUGUCAAAGUACCACCGAAGGGAAUAAACUUACCGAUUUAGAAGUGACACCUACUAGAGAAUAAGGCUGGUGAAAAUUUUUCCUGGCAGCGUGUGUAAUAAAUAUCAACUGAAGGUAAUGUAGAUGGGCUGAAAAUAUCACUGACCAAGGGAUAGAGGAUAAGGGGGUGCAUGAUUUAUACGACACCUCUUCUAGGUCUUCUAGCGGUGUUGUUGAUAUUUACGGCUUUCGAGUUGUUAAAAUAAAUUGAUGGUUAACUUAUAACUAUUACUUCCCUCUGAUCGCUCAUAUUUUCUGGCAGGUGUAAGCGACCCCCCUGACUCUACGAUCUGCGAUAAUCAAGAGUCGCUUCCUACCCCUGGCACAAGCUUACAGUUUACAGAACAUCCUUCUGAAGUGUUUAAAGAUACCACACUUGAGACGCCACUUACAAGUACACCAUCGAAAGCCCCGAGACCUUGUCCUGAGAGAAGCUCUAGAGAAGAUACUAAUCAAGGCAGACCACGUCUUGGAACACCUCAUCGUCCUGCCUGCCCUUUCAUCGAGGAUUUUCCCUUCGAAAAAUUGCCUCAGCUUCCCACGGAUGUUGCCAAGCUGAUCGACAAUGGAUUCCUUCAUUGCUGGAAGUCCGGAGUUUGUUUGAGUCAUCCGCGCUUGUUCCUCUUGCUGCACUGUGUUCCUGACACGGCAAAUGAUCGACAGGUCAUUGUCACAGAGGUGAGUCCCUGCCCUCAAGGCCGCAGGGUGCUCAGCUAUGUGGUAGAUCAUAUUGAUACUCUGAUUCGUGAGUGGUACCAAGAACUCUCCACCACAGACGGUUUUCAACCCAGGGUAAGACAGUUGAUACCUUGCGUGGUGUGCGAGCGGCUUGGUCUCGAGCCCUACAAAUUCACAUUUGUUCAAUGCCAGCAGCAGAGUUCCAAAUCCGACACAAUUUCAUGCCCCAAACAUCCUCGACUGGAGGUCAAUCUACACAAAGUAGCGCCUGAUAUCAUGUUACACGACGUAGAUGCUGAUUUGCUGUUGUCACAUGAUGAGAUCACUUAUGAAGACACUGACUCUAGUAGGCUGGGAACUGGUGGAUUUGGGAAGGUAUUGUGAAUUAUUAGAAACCUCUAGAUUCGACGCUAACACCCUUCGUUUAAUGACGACAGCUCUUACGUAUUCCCGCUAAAAUGACGCCGCUUCACGCGUGAGCACUGCUUGGUAUUGAGAAAAUCUCGUACUCGUAGUCGUUCUUGUCUUAUAUUCUUAAAAUCUCUAUUAUAAACGUUAUCUUACUAGUUUUAAGUCGUUGUGAACAAUUUUUAGGUUGCUUAUGAGGCUGGAUCAGAGUGAUGUCGAAUUGCACUUUGAGUUUUGGACUCGCGUCUUUUUUCAUUGGCUAUUACAAAGUUGCGCCGGGCUGUAGUGGGUCAAAAUUUUUCUCAAAAACAUCUCAUACUGCAUGUCAACACGUAGUCGUAAAUGAGCCCAAAAAUGACCAAGAUGCUAAAGUAACGUUGAAUUUGAAAACGUGACCUUCAGAAAUCGAUUUGGAGCUAGAGACUAGAAGGAUCAAUUUAGGUCUCUGGGAAACUGCCCACCUACCCCUCCCUUAACCCAACAUUUUGCCCCAGGUGAGACGCAAAUGUUAACUUUGAGUUAGGGGAGGGGUAGGUGGGAAGUUUCUCAGAAACCUAAAUCGAUCCGACUAGAAUGAAACUGAGCCUUCUUAAUCCUUUCACUGAGUGCAAGUUAACCAUAAACAUUGCUGCAGUUACCGUAUCCUUCUACAUAUCCUUUGAAACAUAAACACAGUAAAACCCCGUUAAUACGGACACUGAGGGGACAAUAGAAAGUGUCCUUAUUAACGGGGUGUCCGAAUUAAGCGGGUUGAAUUAAGAAAAAAUGGAAGGGCUUUAUUCCCCAGGGACAAAGCAAACUGUCCGUAAUAACGAGGUGUCCUUAAAGCGGGGUUUGACUGUACAUAGGUAUUGCAUUGCUGACAAUGUUGCACUCCGUGUUACUGUAUCAGGUUGUUCGUGGACAGUGCAGAGGGCAAGAUGUAGCCAUCAAGUUUUAUAUUCAGAGCGAUGAGUCAGAGCCCCUCAGGCAUUAUCGUGAAGUGCGUAAGGAGUUGAACGUUCUGCGUCGUGUUCGCCAACACCCAUUCCUGAUCAGCGUUAUUGGUGUUUCCCUGCGUCCUCUGUGUCUGGUGCUGGAACUUGCUGAGCGUGGUGCGCUUACUGAUAUUAUUGUCAAACAGAAGUCUGUAGACCGGAUUGUGCUUUUCCGCAUCGCCUAUCAAGUAGCAGACGCCUUGAGAUUUCUGCACGAUUUGGGUAUAAUUUAUCGGGACUUAAAACCUGAAAAUGUCCUUGUUUGGUCACUGGACGAGCGUGAUGAACUGCACGUUAAGCUCAUCGACUUUGGCACCGCUAACUUUGCGACCAUGACAGGUCUUAUUUCGUACGCAGGCACACCCGGUAUUCGUGCCCCGGAGAUGUUGGAAUGCGCUAACAAGGAAGAGUAUACCUUUCAAGUAGAUGUUUACUCAUACGCGAUCCUUCUGUAUCAGCUCGUUACACGACUAGUUCCCUUUGAAGAAUACGAUUCUGAACCGAAGAUCAACGCGGCUGUCAUCGGGGGAGAGCGUCCAAGGUGGCAGCAGGUCCGCGUGACUAUGUUCGGUCUUCCGACACUCACCGAACUGAUGCUUCGGUGUUGGUCGGGUAAACCGACCAGGCGACCGAAGAGUGCUGAGAUAGUAGAGCAAGUCCGUCAACCAGCAUUCCAGUGUUUACUCGCUAAACAGCCCAUUCCCACUGAAAGCCUGUCAGUCAGGCAUGCGUGCCUCGUCCCAGAUUCCCAUGAUCUGUGGCUCGCGUGUGAUGGUCGCACCGCUAACAAAAUUUUCAUUUACAAUAGUCGGACACUCGACAUGAAAUUUUCCUUCUGUAUUGACACUUACCAAGAAGAGAAGUACGUCUUGCAAAUUCAGUGCAUGCAUUUCAUGGCACAUCACAUGUUGAUCGCACUCCGCGGUGAGUUGGACUUAGUCAACAUCUACUCCACCUCAAGCGCAUCGCGCUACAAGUGCGUGGCAUCCUUUACCUUUAAAGAAAUGGUCACCUGUAUCGCGUCAAACGAUCAGUUUAUCUUUUUUGGAUUCAUGGACGGACAAGUUCGCUACAUCCUGAAAACAGAUGUAAAGAAAAAUGAAAGACGACGUGUUUUUCGCAGCUUUCCUGUGGAGCGCCACCGGAUUCUUUCAAUGGCUGUUGCCGAAGAUAAACUCUGGGUGGCAACCAGCAGAUAUAUCUUCCGUUUCUUCACUAAACCGGGUGAGAUGGAAGCGUUUGACAUAGACGCCAUGUGGUAUGCUGGUCCAGUUGGCAUGGAAAACAAUCCGCAGACUCAGGUCUCCCUUUUGAGGGUUGCUUUUGAUGGACAAAGCGUUGUGUCUGUUUGUAGGUAGGUACCUAUCUGCUUGCAGGGCGUCGCAGAGUAGAUGAGCUCAAUUUGAAUACGUUAAUUUUUAUUGUGAAAGGUUUGAACUCAGACGUCAGUUCAGAAGUAGGUUGAGCACGAUCUUCCAGGAAAACGUAGCGCUGAAUAGGACUGUUGUUGACAGUGACUGACGUUUCGACAACCUGUGCGGUAGUCAUAUUCAGAGGAAACUGAGUUUUGUCACGUCAGUUGAUGGUAUUACUCUGUUUAUUGACCUGACUGGUCAAUUAAGUCGCGAUGUUGUUGGUCGUCUGUUCAGUCAGUCGGGUGCAAAGGUUUCUGCCGGUUUCACCAAUGUAACUGGUCUGGCAGUCACAGCAGUUGAUCUCUUAUUGCUCCCUGUCUGUCCACCGGUUUGUCUUCGUCCUUAACAUUUGUAAGAAGCCGUCGCAAAGUUGUUAUCGGUUUGUGUGCAACACUUUUAUUGUAGGUGCCUCUCAGGUACGGUAUGGUCGCUGUCGUAACAGGGUCAGAGUUAACGUUGGCCUGAGUGUUGUACUCGGCGUUACUGUGAGUGUUUCGUCUAACAGAGUCCGUGUUGUAGUUGUUUCUACCAGAAACGUUGUUUAGGUACUCUUCUCGUAGACUGUCAGGCGAUUCGUUAACUAGUUGCGCUCGACUCGUCUAAGUCCGUAUAGUUGUAAUCUUAUGAGAGGUCGGGUUGUACGACGACUGGUCCAGUAAUCUGUCGGUAUGUGUCGGUUUCCUGUAAAUUUACGUUCGUAGUCUGUUCUCGCGAGUGCGGAUCAAGUAGUUUAGAAAAGGUAUUUUACCGUUUUCCUUGAUAUCAUUCGUAAACUUUAUGUCUGCGUUCUGUCUGUUAAGGUGUUCGUGAAAAUCUUCGAUGUCGUCCUUGUGUACAGCGAUAAAGGUGUCGUCAACGUAGCGUAACCAAGGAGAUAUAGUUCGCGUGUAAGUAGCUAGGGCUUGCUCCUCGAUGUUUUGCAUCACAAUUUCUGCUACAACAACAGAAACUGGAGAGCCCAUAGCUGUACCGUGUAACUGUACCGUUUGCCGUUGUACUGAAGGUACGUCGACGUUAGGCAGAGGUUGAGUAGGUCCAUAUUGUCGUGUGUAUGCAGUGGUAGUUUAAUAGUGGAGUUCGUAAUAGCGUUCUCAGUGCAUUCUAGAACCAGUUGAAGUGAUUCAGUGAUUUCACGUCAAAGACACUUGUUUGUGGUCGUCAGGUAUCUGUAUUGCCUUAAUGGCACCAAUAAAGUUCUUAGUAAACUGUAGUUUAUAUCUAGAUUCGUCAGUCAAAGGUUUCAGUACGUUAGUUAAGUAUUUAGACAGUUCGUAAGUCGGGGACCCACAGAAAAAGACUGUGGGCCGCAUAUUUACGUUGCGUUUGUGUACUUUUGGUAGUCCAUACAGCUUGGGUGGCUGCGGGACACUACACAGUCUGUUGUAGCGUCAGUGGAUAAUCAGAUAAUCAUUGGAUCGUCAGAGUAAUACCUUCAGCUGACGUGAUACAACUCACUUCACUCUGAAGAUGACUACCGCACAGGUUGUCGAAACGGCAGUCACCGUCAACAACAGUCCUAUUCAGGACUACAUAGGCUCAAGUUUAUUUUUGUCUGAGCCGAUCUAAGCAUACUCCAAGCCCUCGUCCCUUAGGAUUGCACUAUCUAUGUUGCGUAACGUAAACGUUUUUAGCGGAUUUUUCUGGGGGCUUGCACGACAAACGUAAAAUCCUCUGGACCCUGUGUCCUUCAACUUGGGUACGUGAUUUAGUUCUUGUGCCUUUGAUCACAAGCCUACCAUCCACUGCAUGUGUGAUGUUUUAUUUAUUUUUCAUUCAAAAUAUAUCUCCCGUUCUGAUUAACUCAAAUUCCCUGGCAUAUUCUUCAUAACCAGCUCGCGAUAACCAAAUUUGAAAGACGUUUGCGAUAUCCGGUAAAAUGACGUCAAUGGUACAGGCUCCUACCGACAGAACAAGGGACAAAAACCAAGAAGUCCUUGGGGCGAGGUUGUGUUAGCUCAGUUGUUUUGAUACAGUUGGAAAAAAUGGCGAAAAAUUCUACACGGAAGAGAUUGCCGAGCUUCUGCCUAAGAGAGGAAGGGUGGUGCUUUUUAUUUUUAUUGUCGUCUAAUCAUUUUACCUCCCUUUUUUAUGCAGGUCUGUUCUUAGUAAAUGGGAUGUCUGCAGCAUACAAAAACACUUCAGUGUCGACUGUGCUCCCAUUAUACACAGCCUUCCCGGCAGGUCAACUGACACGAUGGUCGUGGAAAGCACUGAUGCCUUUGCCUGUAUCACAUGCGUGGAGCCCACGCGCGACGCCGUUUGGGUGGGGACCUCGAGCGGUCACAUCUUGAUUUUCGAUUCGGAUACGGGGCAUCUUCUCACGUGGUUCCAUACUUUUGAUGAAACGCGUAGCCUUACCCUCAUGCACGGCCCAGGCCCAUGUGGCACUGAGCAGAAUUACGUCAUCAGCACGGGCAAAGGGCUUAGACCUGAGGGAUUAGGGACACGUAGUGUGUGUGUGUUGUCUGCGGAACGAGUACGAGAGCCCCCCGUGGAGAUUGCUGCGAGGAAAAUUUCCGAGCCGAAACAAAAGAUAGGAAAACAGAACCAACGAAGCCCGACUCCUCCAUGUGUCGAUGAGCCCGAUGCUGCAGAGGCAGACCGGUGCCUUCCCCCGAGGUGCGUGAUGAUUUUGUGGGAAUCUGUGUCCAAGAGCUGUUUUUCCAGAAUCGAGGCCAAAAGUAGUCGGCAGCGUUUUCCGAUUGUUGCUAACAAUAAUGUCUCCGAAGACCAGGCCUCGAAAGAUAGCGAAGAAGAGAUUCGUCAAACGUAAUCCGUAAAACGGUAACCUGAGAUCAACUUGUAUUUGUGACCACGUCGCACUAGUUUACGACCCGAGUACUAAUUCUCUAAAUCUCAAUGGGCUCGGCUAUUAAAAUAUUUUUUGGAGAAGAAAUCAUUGAGGUGAACAAACCGACGAACUGGGGUCUGUAUCCAAUUUUUGCAGAUCACCAAAAGAGCGUUUUUUCUUUAACAUAAAAUUUCUUAAUAAACUAUUGUAGUGGCCUUAUGCCUAGCAAAAUUUGUGUAAUAAUAGGUGGUUUUGUAUGAGAAAGUUUAUUGAACGCUAUCGAAGUUCAGUUAUAACGCAGUGUCAGAAACGUGCCGUAUUUCCUAUAUUUUACAUACAAAUGUGUUAGAAUAGAUAUAGCAAGGUAUAUUUCAUGAUGUAAAACGUAGUGUUACAGAGCCUGUAGCAUCUUGGUUGUUUUUAUUGAGCGCUAAAAAGGCCAGUUUUACAUUUCUUAUAUCAGUCGGUCUUACGUUUAUGUUUACGUUGUGAAAAGCUCUAAACUUGCCUUCAAAUAAGUAACAAACCAAUUUGUUUGUUGAGAAGGGCCCUCAGUAAAGUUUAAAAAUACAAACGUAGGUAAAUAGAGAUUAAACAAAAUGCUGCUGCGUUGUUUAAAAUGAGAGAGUCUGGGUACAAGUGUGAUGAACAUCACACAGAUUCGUCCCAACCGAGCUUGUGCAUUCCUAUGUGCAACCUUCUGCCGAAGGCUUAGCCAGAUACCAAAAUUUUCCAGUUACGGCACUUUAGGUAGAACCUCUCAAGAGAGACCGCGACCGUUUUAGAGCGGUUGAUGGUAACAUUUUUUCGUUUUAUUGUAGCUGAGGUUAUGCGCGCGCGACGUUUCCUCCUUUGCUGUACAAAUUGGAAACCUAUCGAUGCGAAUGAAAUUUGGUUAUGACAUUAGGGAACGUACGACCAUCCGUACAGACUCUCGAGGAUUGGGAAGGGAGACUCUUCAAGGCAGAGGAAAGGAGUCCCAGACAUGCACCGCGUUUCGGUCUUGGCUUAAAAUUAACCAGUAUAAAGGCAAUCAGUGUAACUUCCCCAGCAAAAAUCUAGAACUUUCUUGUGUUUCACUUACGACAAAAAAUUUUUUGCUUGGUUACGCUUUUGGUCACUCUCCAGGACCAGUCUAGUCUCAGACUGGUCAAAAUUUUGACAGGUGUUUGCAUGCUUAACAACGUAUGCAGCAUUUUGAAUAGACCUCUUCACGAUACCUGCGAUUUUUGCACGCGCUAACAAUUAACUUUUGUAAACAAAAUGUCUGUUUUCUCACCAUACUUUUUAUCUCGUAAAUGAGAAGUUUUACUCUUACGAACAAAACCAAUACUUUCAAUAUAUAUAUAUAUAUAUGAUCCUGAUAAUUAGAAGCUCAACACCAUACUUUAAAAAAGUAAUUCCCUAUGAAAAUUAAAUAUAUUUAUAGCAGCAUAUAUUUUGUUUCCUUGCACACAUUCCACAAUAUGUCGCACAUAAAAUAGUUACAUUAUUCUAAGCACAUGCUAGCAAAGAAAUUUAUCUUCUAUACAUGAAUUUUAUUUCACAUCAGCGAAAACUCUGAGUAUUAAUUUUUAAAAGCAGAACUCGGUAAAAUGAUGUAAGCUCAAUGUUACAUGAUGGAUGUAAGAGCUGUUCUCUCUGUCCACCUCACUUAUCUUAGAUUCUUGAUUGUAAUGCGUUAUGUAUAGUUUUAAUAUUAAUUUUUUACUUUUAUAUUGUUGCCGUAAUUCCAAUUGUAGAUUGUGUAUGGGGUUUAUCCUAAGCUAUAAGGCUCCGAC
Messenger RNA from Porites lobata, 26048 nucleotides. The record is from the annotation of a GenBank genome assembly. NCBI's taxonomy places the organism in Eukaryota, Metazoa, Cnidaria, Anthozoa, Scleractinia, Poritidae.